Molecule: messenger RNA, 3675 nt
Organism: Leishmania braziliensis MHOM/BR/75/M2904
Lineage: Eukaryota; Euglenozoa; Kinetoplastea; Trypanosomatida; Trypanosomatidae
Exons: 1
Coding region: 1-3675 (1224 amino acids)
Source: RefSeq, a predicted model, not a curated record
AUGCAGUCGUCCACCGCGGCGGAUGCCAAGCCGUCGCGCGCACCACCGGUGUACCCCGUCUUCUUCAUCCCAAAUGGCGUGGGCACGCCGACCUCUGACCUUAGCGGUACCGGCAUUGGCCACCCAGACGAGCCUGUUGAGCUGAGCGCUCGGCUCGCGCUCAAACGUGGGCAGGUCUACCUAAACCUUACGUGCCGGACCCGUGAGGCGACUUCAUCGAAGCAUUCUGCGUCUCCCCCGGCGGCUCAGGAUCGUUGCACCAGCGCAACGAACACACCGCUUGCACCUUCGCGAUGCACCUCCACGCGAAGCCCGUUGUGGCUAUUCGACCGCACGCCUAGUAGAGUCUCGUCACACCAGAAAGAGAGCCUCGCUCCCUCAUUCAAGAGUCAGCACAGACAUGCAGGCGCGGCAUCGACGCCGUCGACGGGUGCCCCCCACCUCCAGCCAGAGCAGCACUACACUAUUGCGCUGACGGACAUCUCGCCCUUUGCAGCACAGAGGCGGCUCUCAGCGGAGCUGCGCGCACGGCUGCAUCUCACUCUUGUGGACCGAGGCGCGACCACCUACCCGUCCCACGUCACCUCGCGUGCAAGGAGCCUGAGCCCAGCCACCUGCGAUUUCCCUGAGACAUCGGCUGCGCCGGCGCCACAUUACUAUCCUCUGCCGAGCCGAAGCCCUCCUGCCAUGUUCACCCGCUCACAAGACAACAGCAUAUCUGCUCAUCAGGUGCCCAGCACAGGUACUUUAAGUACAAGAUCGGCCUACGGUCAGUACCUGGAGGUGACGGAGCCAUGGCGCUCAAACGAGCGGUCCCUGCUAUCACUGCAGCCCAUUGGGCCGAGCGAAGCUAUGAGCUGUUCGGGAUCGAGCUCCUGCUUUGGCGAAGAUGGCGCGAUAAGGGUGCAUAACUCUAUGUGCGAUCGCACAUCGCAGGUCUGGCGCGCAACCGGAAGUCGGCUGCUCACACCGCUCGUCGAAAAAUCAUCUGCAAUUCCGACGCUCCCUGCUGUACCCCUCGACAGCCUCAGCUUAGGCGCCUUGACCCCUCUGCAGACGUACCCUAUGAACUCAGAGUUUUCCUCCAUGAACGUUCUUUCUGAGUACGAGGAGCUGCUUAGUGUCGCUUUUUUUGGUGUCACGGAGACGGCCAGCAUCCAAGACUGUGCCUUCUCCUCCGAAGAUGUGCUGAUGGACAAGAAGAGUAAGGUAUUCGGUCAUGGUAAGCAGUCUAAAACUCAGCUCAGCCUUUUUUCGCCACUGAAGAAGUAUCUACAGCGGACGCAGAGCGCGAGAAUCGUCUCUACCCCCUCCGACACGCUCACCGAUGCUCUCCGGGGCCCAGUUACUCCACUGCAGCUGCCACGCAGAAACAUUUCACGCCUCUGGAAAAGCAACCGCGUUGCUCGGUCACCUGCUCUCGCCUCCAGCACUCAUGCGGACUCGAAAAAGGUGCUGGCUCUGCCUUUCAUUCCAAACCGAGGUCAGACGUUUUGUCUCCGCUUCCUCAACGAGUCUGACAUGCGUGAUUUCUUGAGUUGCUACGUAGGCAUGCAGGCGUACAUUGAGAAAAUGCAAGGGAAGAAGAAGGCGGACGGACGUGACGAUGGGGAUAGACAAUCGCGCACAUCUCAGCUGGCUGGAAAUGACGAAGAGGAUUUGAGCAGUGGCGAGCACGAUGCGGAGCAGAACAAGCGUCUCACGAGCUCUCUCGGAUCCCCGCCCACCGCAACCUACGAGCACCCGCACCCCUGCAAUGCAAAGGCCUUGGGCACAAGGAGUGGCUCUCUCUCCACCGAGAAUAUCUCGGAUUAUCUCCUGAGCAAGAGCCGAUCAGCAGUCUCGGAGGGUAUUGAUGGUGGACACCACCACCACAGUAAGCGCAGCACUUCGGGUGAUGCUCGAUUGACUCCAGUGCGAACUAUCUUCGGUUGCCGUGGUUGGCAGGAUUACGUGCGGUACAGAGUGGACCCUCGCUACGGUGUCACCUAUGCUACUGUGCCGCUGUUUCUGUGGCACUCAUUUCUUCCUCUCGCCUCCUCGGUGCUUUACACGUGCCAGCGAGGCUUCCUCAUCGUGGAGCGUCUGCGGGCACCGAGCUCGCCUGACCAAAGCAAGGAUGGCAGCAGCAGCAGCAGCAGCAGCAGCAGCAUCACCGUUGCGGAAUUCGACACUCCAGCGGUGGCCUCAAAGCAGCUACUGAAUAGCCGAUUGCGUCGGUUGCUCACUCCAAUCCGCGCCGCACAGGAGAUAGCUCCAGCAAUGACACAGUCGCGACGGCGUCAGGCCUUGCUGAGUCUUAAAGACAUCGCCGAGCUGCUUCCGACAUCUUUGGUUCCGGUGGCCGCCUUGGAGACGUCCGCGUCCACACCUUCGACCAGAUCGAGCUGGGAUGGCGUGAAGGGCUCACACCCCUCUGCCGACAACGCAGCGUGUCAGCCGACAGAUGAACACGUUACCACCUUCAAGGACGUCUUUCUGUGCUUAUCCGAGUCCCACCUACUCUUCCUGAACUCGUUUGGGCACCUAUGGCUCCACUUCAGCUUCGACGAGGUCGCCCUGAUCACCCAUUCCGCCGCAACCGACUCGUUCCCCACGCACCCCUUUGUUCGCUUCCGCCUCAAGGCCAACGACUGGUUCGAAGCACCUAUAUCUGUGCUGACGUUUACACUGCUUCCAGAAGUACCCCAAGAUGUGCGAGUUGUACGGGCUCCCUCCCCACCGCGCCAAUCAGAAACCGAGCCAGUGGUGCAGCGGGGUUCUGUCCGACCGAAGUCGUCUCUGUCGGUAAGCGCGUGCGGGUCAACGCCCUGGUUCAAUGACUACCCUCCAGGCACACCUGCCGCCGUGGCAGAGAUCUGUGAAGUCCUCCUGGAAGAUAAAAAGAAAGAGCAGCUUCUGCACUCUCAGAAAGCUCUGCUCGACAUCUUCGAAACGGUCUGCCCACGGCCGCUAGAGCGGUGCACCUUCACGGAAUUGAUGAGCAGCGAAAACAGCACAGCACUCCGCAAACGGUUCUGGCAGCUGAUCUCACGCGCUUCGGGCAGAGUUUCCGGCUCUCCUCUGGUGGAAAAGUCCUCCAUGGCGUACGCUGACGCUUCCCUGCGGAUGGCACAGCAGUGCAGCAUAGCCCCAAUUCUCUGUGUGAGGGUGGAUGCAGGAAACAUCAGCAUUUCGGAUUCUGAACUGAAGCAGUCGAGUGGUGUCCUCCUCACACCCACGCGGCUUCCACUUGCGUCACCGAGCUCUUCUAGUACACAUCAGGAACGGGAUUCACAGCAAUGCUCAUUGUCAGCAUACACGGCGCUGUACAGAUCCCAAGCGAACCCCUUUGUGAGGGUGAUCCUUCGCUGGGGCCCCGACGAUCCUGGCAUCGUGCUGCAGGAUGCGGGUCACGACAUGGACUUGUCACUCGAGCAGGCGACCCGCACCAUGCCCCUGCUGGCGUGCAAGGAGGGAGUGUCCCAGGGCUACAGAGGGUUUUUGCAAGAUAGCCCGCCGCAGAGUCUCUACCCAGUUUGCUCCAGUUCAGCCUUAGGUGAAGCAAAGGAAAAUAGGGGAGAUGGGUGUGCCGUGGACAGCAAGAGCGGUGACGCAGACGGCAUGUAUGCUCCAAUCGCACCCAAGAAGCGGCGUACCAGCAUUGUUCACCGCGCUGCUGUGAAGAAGCAGUAG